CAGCGCGAUCCCUCCCCGCCGGCACAUAUUCCGCUUAACGUAAACCUUUAUGUUUCGCGCAACUUUAUUUUUCCUUCGCUCCGCGUGCUUCUCCCCGCAAUAAUUAAUUUUUGUAUAAAACGCGUCGCGACUCAACUUCCUUCCUUUCCCUUUCCGUAUACUCUGCGGUUUAAUUCUCUUUUUUUCUCCUUCAGUUUUAAUGGAGCUUAGUGAUAUUGAACAGUUUAUUUCUGAAAACAAUUCUUACCUCUCUGAAGUUCCUGAGCCCUCUCUUGUUUUUUCACCAUACAUUCAUUCGAACCCUUCAUUAAACGCAAUUCCUCAACAUGAAGGUAUACUCUUCAUCCCGCCUCCAUCCUUACCAAUUGACUCUUUAGAAGUGAAAGCAAAAACUUUAAAACGAUCACGACCCUCUCAAACCAUUCAUGAACUACUAACCCCCAUAAAUUCAAACACAUUAAACCAAUUGCAUUUUCAAUAUCAACAACAGCAAUUACAACAACGACAACCACAAACACAGCAAACGCAGCAAACACUAGACGCGCUUGAACCACAUGAAACGACUGAUUUUUUUGCCUGUGGAUUAAAUGCAGCACCAACGUAUCUCACUGACUCAGUGAAUGACACGGAAAAUCAAUUACCGCCUGUGUAUUUGGCCUCUACGCAGAUAAACUCGCCGUACAUACAUUAUGGUAAAACAUGGCCGGUACCUUCAAAACCAGACGGCGGCACUCUGCAAUUACAGCAUUACAGAACACUACCACCCAACUUCCCGAUCAAUCCACUGUUCCCUCUCUUUUAUGUGUCUAUUCCUGCGCCCACUUCAAUAUACACUCCUGCUACCGACGAUUCUGGUGUUGUUUAUACAGAGAAUCUGCCUGAUUACGACCUCUAUACGCCACGUUACUCUAAAGGAGCAGGUAUGGAGAAGGAAGCUUUGUGCCCGGUCUGCUUUGAAGCGAAGAAGGAGGUCUGGCUUCGGACAAAGACAAGUGCCUAUUGGUACCACAUGAAUUUCGCGCACGGUAUCAACACAAAAGGUCAGCAAUACCUGCCACCAACUGCAUUCCGAACUGUACCACUUGGACGCCCAAAACGAACCAUUGGCAUACCUGACCGUAAGACCAUCAUCCAAGGAAAAUGUCACCAAUGCCGGCGUUGGAUAGGAUGUCAGGGACGAAAAAACAAAGACCCUAAAAUUAUGGAAAUCUUCUGGUGGAAGCACGCAAACAAAUGCCAUAAAAGCGCACCAGAUGAAACAGGAUUUUUCACGAAACCCCAAUGUAACGCAGUUUAAAUAGUUUGAAAACAUAUCUUUUACAUCGACACUUCAUCGACCAAGUACAUUCUUCUUUGGCAAAAAUUUUGUUGUUGUAGAUAAACUAUAUAGCACAUAACCCCUCUAAGCCAUAU
Schizosaccharomyces japonicus yFS275 is the source of this 1413-nucleotide messenger RNA. RefSeq names its product fungal protein. Bases 200 to 1297 code for a protein of 365 amino acids. NCBI's taxonomy places the organism in Eukaryota, Fungi, Ascomycota, Schizosaccharomycetes, Schizosaccharomycetales, Schizosaccharomycetaceae. The transcript is spliced from 2 exons. The record is from RefSeq and is a predicted model, not a curated record.